AUGGGUGGAAAUAGCAGUAAAUCCGAGGAUAAAUCAUCUCCUCCAAAACAGGAUAGAUAUCGAAAGAGAGAAAGUGAUGGAAACACUGCCAGAACAAUUCAGGUUAAACCUCAGACAAUACAUAGACCUAGGGUAAAACCCCUGCCCCCAAAGACCACACGAAAAGAUAUUUUCAACAAGGAUUUGCUCCGGGAGGCAACCAAAAAUGCUCAUCAACAGGUUUCUACAAAAGAACUGGGAUCCUAUCAAUCCCUCGCAGAAAGUCUUACCAAAGGACUAAAGAAUGACAUGGAGAAAGCAUGGACCCUCUACCUCUGGGUUAUUAACUUGGACCUCAGUAGCCAAGAGUUUUCCAAAGCUGGCGCAAAGAACACGCCAAAAGGAGAUCUUAGGGACAUUACAAAUGGAAAAUCUCAUAUUGCUGACUUUUUCACGACUUUAUGCAGAUGUGUUGAUUUAAAGUGUGUAACCAUUGAAGGACUUAAGAAAGAUGACAACUUUGAAAUUGGCUGGGCAGAGAAAAAACUAGUCAAAGGAAAAUGGAACGCCGUGUUCGUAAAAGAAGAAUGGAGAUUUGUCCAGCUGGAGUUUGGAAUUUCUACUAACUCUAAGUGGAAAUCUUUAUAUUUUUUCAUUGAUCCCGAAGACUUAAUACAGUGGUGUCUUCCCAAAGAACAGGAAUGGCAGUUGUUGUAUACCCCAGUCACAAAGCACGAUUUUCUCUCUAGGCCAAACUGUAGACGAAAAUGUUUCGAAAUGGGGGUCAAAGUCGUUCAACCUACACUUGGAAAAUUGAAAGUUGAUCAGGGAAGAAUAAGUGUGGAAGUGUUUAUUGACAAAAAACAUUCACAGGAUACUGUUCUUAAUUAUAAAUUAAUUAGCAAAAAGGCAAAAAAUGAAAACGUGGAAACUGACACGCCGAGAAGCAUAGGCAAUACAACUACUAGAUCAGGUGGAGAACUGACACAAAGAAGUUCUAAAGAGAAAGAUGAAAUCCGAACUAUAGAACGUAUGGAUAAAACAGAGACUGAACAAAAUGAUAGCUCAAAUUCACAGUCUCCAUCAGAUCUUAGGAAAUAUGUAUUUAUGAGUCGUGCUGAUUCGCGAGUUGUGUUUGACGUGGAGUUUCCAGUUCCAGGGACGUAUGUCCUUGACAUUGAAGGACGAACUUUGAGUGAGAAAGGAGGCCAUAAUACCGAGUCCCUGCUAUGUCAAUUUAAGUUUUCUUGUAAUAAAUGUUCCUCACAAGAUGAACGUUUCCCAUUACCAGAUACUCCUGAGAUAGGUUGGGGGCCAACACCUCACUGCAUGAGAUACGGUGUCAGACCUGCAUCUCAUGGGUAUGGACAUAUUUACAUUUCACCCAAAGAAACUGUGAAAAUUCGAUUUGAUUACAACGGAAAAUACGAGUUUAAAACGAAUAUAAUGAGUAUGAAAUCUUCAAUUAAUACAGAAAAAAUGUCUACAUGCACGAUAUCUCCAAAUAAACUCACAGUUGAGGUCAAUAUUCCUGAUGAAGGAUAUUAUACCUUGAAGCUUUUUGCCAAAAAAGGAAAUGAUAGUGAAUUUAUCAACGUUAUAAACUAUAUGCUUAUAUAUGACCAGAAAAAUGUCGAGAAGUAUGAUAAGCGAAUGAUGCGCGAAAGGUUGUCAAAAGCAACAGAGAAUGGAACGGAAGUAGAAGUGGAUGAAGCGUUGAGGAAUUUUGAAUUUUACAAAGUCCCUGACCAUGGAGAAAUACAAAAAGCAAAGCGGAAAUUGAAAUAUUUUAAGGCUAAAAGAGAAUUAACAGAUGCUAUGCAGCGAAGGAAUGUGAAAGUUUUAGAGGCUGCAAUUGAAAAUGCGAAGAACUCUUCCAACGUGGAUAAAAUGAGGAACGAUAUCAAAAAGGCUGAAGUUCUACUUGCCAGGUUGAAAAAGCUGGAAGGAUUUAUCCAUCCAAUUACAAAAAUUGAAAGCGACACUUUGUUGGAAGUACGACGGUACACCAAUCCCAGACCAGCUAUAAGAGAUGUCUUAAUAGCCACGUAUAUUCUACUUGGACACGACAUAGAGGAUGCUCAGAAAUGGGAGUACGUACAGACACAGCUAACUAAGUCAGGACGAGAUAGUCUUCAGUCAUUGGUGCUUCACUGUGACACGGAUUCUGUGCCUAGAGGCAGAGCAGAAUACGCUGACCCGUUCCUGAAACCGUUAGACCUGAAAGCCGUUCGAGAAGCCAGCAACGAGGCAGCAGUGCUUUAUCAAUGGGCUUCCCAUGUUAUUGAAGUCAAAUUAAAGGAAACAGAAAAAGAACCUGAAAAGCAGAUCGAGGAACCAGAACGUGAAAGUAUAGAAAAUGUAUCUGAACCUGAAGUCAAAAUUAACUCUAAAAGGCAAUCGGUUACAUCUCGAACGUCAUCUCUAAGAUCUGUCCGACCCAAGAUUGACUCUAUACGGAAGAAGGAUGAUAAGGCAAUAAUUCCGAAAAAGUUCAAAGGUCAAACGGAAGCUGUUAGAUCGUCCUCUGAACGUUUCCAGUGGCCAAAACGUUAAUGUAGGAAAACCCUCGAUAUUGUCGGAAAAAAUAGUCAUGAGUUACAUAAAUGUAUAAAGAUCUUCUUCAGUUUGAUGUGUA
Messenger RNA from Saccostrea cuccullata (small rock oyster), 2617 nucleotides. RefSeq lists its product as uncharacterized. Lineage: Eukaryota; Metazoa; Mollusca; Bivalvia; Ostreida; Ostreidae. The record is from RefSeq and is a predicted model, not a curated record. Bases 1 to 2535 code for a protein of 844 amino acids. The transcript is spliced from 9 exons.